AUGGCGGAUCAAAACCCUAAGCCGUUACAGUUCUUCGUCAAGCUCCUCAACGGAAAAUCCCUAACCCUAACGUUCCCCUCUCCGUCAGCCUAUGGCGACCAAAUCAAGCAGCGGAUCUUCGAUCACACUCAGAUCCCAACUCAUCUACAGCGUCUAAUCCACGGAGGACACCAGAUCUCCGACGGAUCCACCGUCUCUCAAUCCGAUUCCACCGUAAACCUCGUCCUCUCCCUCCGCGGAGGCAAGGGAGGGUUCGGAUCCUUGCUCCGUGGCGCGGCGACGAAGGCGGGGCAGAAGAAGACGAACAACUUCGACGCGUGUAGGGAUAUGAGUGGGAGGAGGUUGAGGCAUGUGAACGCGGAGAAGAGGCUUGAGGAGUGGAAGGAAGGUGAAGAGGAGAGGAGGCUUGAGAAGUUGGCUCAUGAGUUUUUGAAGAAGCAGGCGAGUAGAGUUAAGGAAGGUGUUGGAAAUGGAGCGACGCAGAAGUAUGUUAAGAAGUAUAAGGAGGAGUCUGAUAAGUGUAUUGUGGCGGUUGAUUUGGCGUUGGAGGAGUCUUUUAAGAAUGGGAAGAGGAAGGUUUAUGCUGAGUCUGAAAAGUCUAAGAGGCUAAAGAUUUGGAAGGGGAAGAGAGCUGUUGGAGAUAGUGACAGUGAUGAUAGCAGCGACGAGGAGGAUGAGGAAUCUGUUGUUUUAAAGAAUGGUAGUAGCCAAGCUGUUCUGGAUAAGGGUAUUGGUGAAAGCUCAGGCUCGGUUAUGGAUGGAGGUAAAGCAUCCAGCAGUAGCGGUUCAGAGGAAGAGAAAGAUAUUGUGGUGCACCAAAGCUCUAAGGGAGAGAUCACCGGUGUUCAAGUGAUUAGUGAAGAAAAGAUGGAUGAUUCUCCUGUCGCUGUUGUUCAAACUGAAAAGGAGGAGGAGAAUUCAAGUGGCGACGCAGAGAAGAGUGUCAAAGCAGCUGCUGAGAAACAAGACAAUGAUUCUGAAGUAAAGACAGUAGGAGCUGCGGGAGAAACAGAGUCUGUUGCUGCUGCAGCAUUACCUGCGGGGCCGCUUAACUUUGAUGACUUCAACUCGGCAAAAGAUAUGGAGGUAAUGGGGAUGGAGAGAUUAAAGACUGAACUUCAGUCUCGUGGACUGAAAUGCGGAGGGACAUUACAAGAGAGGGCUGCGAGGCUGUUCUUACUUAAAUCUACACCACUCGAUAAGCUCCCAAAGAAAUUGCUGGCCAAGAAAUGA
Eruca vesicaria subsp. sativa (arugula) is the source of this 1233-nucleotide messenger RNA. The record is from the annotation of a GenBank genome assembly. NCBI's taxonomy places the organism in Eukaryota, Viridiplantae, Streptophyta, Magnoliopsida, Brassicales, Brassicaceae.